AGCGACCUCAACAAGGGAAACUUUAUUGUUCCCGUGCGGCGGCGCCGGGCGACGAUGUCGGUGAAUUAUGCAGCAGGGUUGUCGCCUUACGCGGAUAAGGGCAAGUGCGGGCUGCCCGAGAUCUUCGACCCACCAGAGGAGCUGGAACGCAAAGUGUGGGAGCUGGCCCGGCUGAUGUGGCAGUCCUCCAGCGUGGUUUUCCACACGGGCGCCGGCAUCAGCACCGCCUCUGGCAUCCCCGACUUCAGGGGCCCCCAUGGCGUGUGGACCAUGGAGGAGCGUGGCCUGGCCCCCAAGUUUGACACCACCUUCGAGAAUGCCCGGCCCUCGAAGACCCACAUGGCCCUGGUUCAGCUGCAACGCAUGGGCUUCCUCAGCUUCCUGGUCAGCCAGAAUGUAGACGGGCUGCACGUGCGCUCGGGCUUCCCUAGGGACAAGCUGGCAGAGCUGCACGGAAACAUGUUUGUAGAGGAAUGCCCCAAGUGUAAGACGCAGUACGUGAGAGACACAGUUGUGGGUACCAUGGGCCUCAAGGCCACAGGCCGACUCUGCACCGUGGCCAAGGCGAGGGGACUUCGGGCCUGUAGAGGGGAGCUGAGGGACACCAUUCUGGACUGGGAGGAUGCGCUGCCUGACCGGGACCUGAUGCUAGCUGACGAGGCCAGCAGGACCGCAGACCUGUCUGUCACCCUGGGUACCUCCCUGCAGAUACGCCCCAGCGGGAACCUGCCCCUUGCCACUAAGCGCCGUGGAGGCCGUCUGGUCAUUGUCAACCUUCAGCCCACAAAACAUGACCGCCAGGCUGAUCUGCGCAUCCACGGCUACGUGGAUGAGGUGAUGUGCAGACUCAUGAAGCAUCUGGGGCUGGAGAUUCCCUCCUGGGACGGACCCUGCGUGCUGGAGAAAGCCCUGCCGCCUCUGCCACGCCCAGUAGCACCCAAGGCCGAGCCCCCUGUGCACCUCAAUGGUUCAGUGCAUGCUUCCUUUAAGCCCAACAGCCCAAUACCCCACAGGCCCCCCAAAAGAGUGAAGACCGAGGCUGCCCCUAGCUGACCCGAGUGUGUGGGGCGGCGGGAAGGGUACUUGAAGGAACCACACGUUGUUUUUUUUUUUUUUGGUUUUUUUUGUUUUUUUAAUUCUAAGGACUGAGCCCAGGUUUGCAUAUCGCACACCCUGGCCUCUUUUCAGAUUUUUCUUUGAGACCAGGGCUUCCUAAGUCACUCAGGCUGGCCUGGAACUCACUGCUAUAGCCCAGGCUGGCCUGGAGCUAGCCCUGCCUGCCUCAGCCUCCACUGUAGCAGGGAUGGUGGGUAGGCACACCACGCCCAACACAGCUCCUUCCUUCCAAGCCUCACUGUGUCCCUUGUCCAGGUCCUUCCAAGGAAUCUCAGGGCACGGGGAGUCCCACACUAGUGGAAGAGGCUGUGUCCCAGAGAUCCACGUGCCUUUCCACCAAUCACACCCCACCUGUGACUCAGGAUGUGCCCGGAGCGGCAACCACACACUCCACACACCACCGCUGCUGCCCCCUGCACACACACCCGGACCCCCGACACAGAGCCACCAAGGGCCCACCCAUGCAUAGGAGAGAAAGGGGCCCACCAGGCACCCAUCUGUGCUGAGGGCCCCAGGCUUCCAAUCCUCCCAAUGCAAUAAAUGAAAAAUUCCUUUCACUCUUUUA
Messenger RNA from Arvicanthis niloticus (Nile rat), 1681 nucleotides. The record is from RefSeq and is a predicted model, not a curated record. NCBI's taxonomy places the organism in Eukaryota, Metazoa, Chordata, Mammalia, Rodentia, Muridae.